ACACACUUCAAUAUGAUGUCCCACUGACAAGAGAAAGAAAUUGAAAAAUUAUGGCAGUUGAUAUUGACAAGAGAAAGCAAGAGGAGAAAGAAACCAAAACCCUCGUCUAUAAAUUUUGAAUACUAGCUACAGUGUUGGUGUAUUAUUGAUAUUGAAGAAGUGAAAUGGUAGGACCAGUGAGACCUCAAUUUGUGUUGUUUGGUUCGUCCAUAGUUGAAUUCAGUUAUAGUAAUGAAGGUUGGGGAGCUAUUCUUGCCAAUUUCUAUGCUCGCAAGGCAGAUAUAAUUUUGCGAGGAUAUGCUGGUUGGAAUUCAAGGUGUGCUCUGCAGGUUCUGGAUAUAAUAUUUCCCAAGGAUGCCACUAUUCAACCAUCACUGGUGAUUGUGUACUUUGGUGGUAAUGAUUCUACUCAUCCACAUCCAUCAAGCCAUGGUCUUCAUGUACCCCUCCAAGAAUACAUUGAAAAUAUGAGGAAAAUUGCUACCCAUCUUAUGAGCCUUUCAAAGAAGACUCGCAUAAUAUUUCUUACUUGCCCUCCCAUCAAUGAGACACAAAUGCAUGAAACGCUCAGUCAUCUGGGGCAAAUAAGAAGGACUAAUGAAUCGUGUCGAGUAUACUCGGAAGCGUGUUUGGAGUUGUGCCGCGAGAUGAAUGUGAAGGCCAUUGAUAUGUGGUCUGCACUGCAGCAAAGACAUGACUGGUUGGAUGUUUGCUUCACGAAAAGUGCUUUUGGUUCAUUUGAUGGGGUGGUGUUUGAUAGGGAUGGAAUUCAUUUAUCAUCUGAGGGGAGCAAGAUAGUGGCUAAAGAGAUAUUGAAGGUCCUCAGAGAAGCAGACUGGGAACCUAGUCUGCACUGGAACUCAAUGCCAAAUGAGUUUGCUUAAGAUUCAUCAUAUGAUCCAAUUGGUGCGGAUAACAAAACUCCAAUAAAUGUCUCCAACUUGAACUUCCAGGGAAAUUCUCAACUGGAGUAGACUUUUUUGCGUUUUCAAGCUACGGAAAUGCCCAUAUUUUGUAGAAUGAAUCACAAAGUAGCAGGAAUUUGAAAAAUUUUGUUGUGCUUAAAGAAAUUUGGUGUUGUUAGUGCAUAUUGAGCAACUGAUCGAGUUAUAUCUAAUUUUGAGCGAGUGAAUGUUGGGAAAUUGUGAUUGCCUCGGGUCAGACUUUUAAUAUAUAUUAUGCAAAAUUAAAGCCUUGACUUA
This is a messenger RNA of Cajanus cajan (pigeon pea), 1202 nucleotides long. RefSeq names its product GDSL esterase/lipase WDL1. Gene Ontology annotation, molecular function: hydrolase activity, acting on ester bonds. NCBI's taxonomy places the organism in Eukaryota, Viridiplantae, Streptophyta, Magnoliopsida, Fabales, Fabaceae. The record is from RefSeq and is a predicted model, not a curated record.